GCUCGUUUUCCUGAUUCAAUUUUGGAACUUUGACAAGAUGUCCAGUGCAGCAGCAGCAAAGCCCAUUCUCUACUCGUACUUUCGCAGCUCGUGCUCGUGGCGCGUUCGCAUCGCACUCGCACUCAAGGGCAUUGCGUAUGAAUACCGUGCCAUCAGUCUGAUCAAGGACGGUGGCGAACAGUUCAAGGACGAGUUCCGCUCAGUCAAUCCGCAGCGCGAAGUCCCGGUGCUUGAGAUCGACGGCCAUCAGCUGGCACAGUCGCUCGCCAUCAUCGAGUAUCUCGAGGAGACUCGCCCUGAUGGGGCCUCUUUGUUGCCCAAGGAUGCUCACCAACGCGCUCUGGUUCGCCAAGUCUCUGACGCUAUUGCACAGGGCAUUCAGCCCAUCCAAAACCUCCGUGUUCUCAACCAUGUCGGCGAUGAAAAGAAGGUCGAGUGGGCUCGCCAUUGGAUCAACCAUGGCCUAGCUGGCUUGGAGGCUCUGCUGGCCAAGACCCACGGAAAAUAUUCCGUUGGUGACACUGUGACCAUGGCUGACUGCACUUUGGUGCCACAACUGUACAAUGCCCGUCGAUUCAAGGUCGAUCUCUCUCAGUUCCCCAUCGCGCUUGCGAUCGAGAACGAAUUGAUCAAACUUGACGCGUUCAAGGCGGCUCACCCUUCGGCCCAGCCCGACUGCCCGGAAAGCGAGCGCGGCACGCAAUAAUCCAAUUAGCCAAGCCGUGACCCCAAUGUCUUGUGAUGCCUUUGUAUGUUGUGUGUGCUCUGUAUGCUGGUACCGGCAGUUGCGCAUCUCUAAUAGACGAGGAAGGUGUAACACGGUCCAGACUCGCAAUGCCGCUCCAAUUUCAACGA
Messenger RNA from Capsaspora owczarzaki ATCC 30864, 855 nucleotides. Its product is annotated as maleylacetoacetate isomerase. The record is from RefSeq and is a predicted model, not a curated record. Gene Ontology annotation, cellular component: mitochondrion; cytoplasm. Bases 38 to 706 code for a protein of 222 amino acids. Lineage: Eukaryota; Filasterea; Ministeriida; Capsasporidae. The transcript is spliced from 6 exons. Gene Ontology annotation, molecular function: glutathione transferase activity; maleylacetoacetate isomerase activity. Gene Ontology annotation, biological process: L-phenylalanine catabolic process; glutathione metabolic process.